UGUUGGGAAUUACUAACAAAUCCAGCCUCUCUCUGGCGUAACAUGAUGUCAAUGCAGCCUUUGUGUGUUUAGGUCACCAUGGAGACUUCAAAGCAGCUUCUGGGGCCCCAGUGUGUCUGCAGCCAGGGCCAAAACACUGAGCAAACCGGCCCGCACCGGAGCUGUGUACGUCAGGCUGUCCAAGCAUGAAUGCAGUUGAAAACCUUGGCAUUUUCAGUUCAGCACUAAGAUGUUUGCUCUGUCUGAGCUGUGGUCGGGUGGCGAGCGUCAGGGCAGCUAUAAGCUCCUAAAACCAUGGUGGGAGGUCUUCAUGGACUACCUGCUAGUGCUAAUGCUAAUGGUGUCCAUCCUCGCCGGGACUCUCCUGCUGUCCCGGGACGGAGUAGUGUGUGUUCCUGUGCACUCGUUCCCCACUAACCACACCUCCACCAUUGAUCCCAUCCCUGAAACUGCCUUUACAAGCACAUCCGCAAGGGGGCGACGUACCAACCUGGACUUCCAGCAGUACAGCUACAUUAGCCAGGUUUGCUAUCAUGAAGCGCUGCCCUGGUACUCGCGCUUCCUACCGUACGUCACGCUGCUCCAUACACUGGUUCUGCUGGCCAGCGGCUGCUUCUGGUUCCACUUCCCGCUCACUUCCGCUCGUAUCGAGCACUUCCUGUCACUUCUUGCCAAAUGUUGUGAAUCGCCAUGGACGACCAGGGCGCUGUCGCAUACCGCCAAACUGGACACUCGCUUCUCCGAGGCGGAGCCAGUGGUGCAACCUAAAGCUCAGGUAGCUUCAUCGUACAAAAUGCGCAAGUCGAGUUUGGACUCGGGAACGGACAGCCCUCUGCUGGCAGGAAUUGACACUGCAUCCACAACCACACAGCCGUCUCCAUGUCCCUCCACAGUGUCCCAUUGCUCAGCGUUCUCCACUCGCUCACUCACAGAGCCUGUCCAUGCGGUGCAAGUCAGUCCGGAUCGCUCCAGACCAGGCGCCACGCUGGACCGCAGUGACAGAGAGCAGGCCAGAGCGCUGUUCGAGAGAGUGCGCAGGUUUCGAGCUCACUGCGAGAGUUCAGAUGUCAUCUAUAAGGUGUACACGGCGCAGACGGUGUUCAAAGUGCUGAAGUUUGUGCUGAUCGUGAGCUACACCACUCCUCUGCUGAGCUGCAUCUCCUUCAGUCACGUCUGCCGGCCGCACUCGGACGCUCUGAUCGGCUACAGUGAGUUCCAGUGCAGUCACCCGCUGUCCUCUGUCCUGCGGCAGCUCAUGCAGGCCUACGUCUCGCUGCUCUUUCUGUUCGGCCUGCUGGCCAUCUACGCACUCUUCUGGAUCUUACACAAGUCUUUAAGGCAGUACUCGUUCCAGACUCUCCGUGAGAAAGGCUCAAUGCUGGACGCUCCAGACCUCCACAAUGACCUGGCGUUCCUCCUUCACAUGGCGGAUCAGUACGACCCUCUGCUGGCACAGCGUCUGUCCGUGUUCCUGUCACCGGUCAGCGAGACGCGGCUGCUGCAGGAGAGCGUGGAGCGAUGCUGGGGAGCCGAACGCCUGCGUGCCAUCACCUCUUCUGACCAGCAGGGGCGCUCUGUCCUGCAGCUGGUGGCUCUCCCUCACCUGCCGCCCGCGCUCUUCUCCUUCAGCACGCUGCAGGUGCUCAAGCUGGAGCUCAUAGCAGACGCCAAACUCACUGCACAGAUUACCAACAUGAGCGCGCUCAGAGAGCUUCACCUUUACCACUGCUCUGCAUCUGUGGAUCCUGGAGCGCUGCAGUUUCUUCAGGAGCAUCUAGAGGUCCUGCAUCUCACCUUCACCACUGCUUCAGAGAUCCCGGGCUGGGUUUACUCUCUGCGGGGCCUUCAGGAGCUCCAGCUGACGGGGCGGCUGGGCAGCGAGGGCGGGAUGGGGCGCGGAUGGACCCUCGGAAGUCUCCGACAGCUGCGGCACCUCCGCGUCCUGGUGCUGCGCGGGACACUGCAGAAAGUUCCAGCAGAACUAAGCGAACUGGCCGGGAGUCUGCUGAAACUCGAGAUCCAUAAUGAAGGCACCAGAUUACUGGUUCUUACAGGUCUGAGGCGUGUGCCAGGGCUGACGGAGCUGCAUCUGCAGGGCUGUCAGCUGGAGCGUCUACCAUCAGCUCUGCUGGCUCUCUCCGGCCUGCGCUCUCUGGAUCUCCAGCACAACAGCCUGCGUACGUUAGAGGAGCUGCUUGGUCUGCAGCAUCUGCGCCGCCUGUCCUGCCUCAGACUGGCCCACAAUCAGGUGCUGUCCCUGCCGGCGAGCGUGGGCGUGCUGCGGGCGCUGGAGCUGCUAGAUCUGGCCUAUAAUCAGCUGCAGACACUACCAUCUGCGCUCUUUACGCUGCACAGACUGCGGCGCCUCCUGCUGGCUGGGAAUCUGCUACAGGAUCUGCCGGCGGAUAUAGCAGCUUUAAGGCUUUUAAAUGAACUCGAUCUGAGCGCUAAUAAACUGGAGCGUCUUCCUGCAGAGCUGUUUGUUGGUUGUGUUGAACUGCGAGUGCUGAAUGUUGCGAGUAAUUCUCUGUGCUGUUUGCCGGCCGGUGUGUCCGCGUUGACGCUGCUGUCCCGGCUGGACGUCCGCGGGAAUAGUCUGGAGGUGCUGCCACUGGAGCUGGGCUGCUGUUCAGGACUGCGGGGCGGGGGUUUAUUGGUGGAGGGAUGGCUGAUGCACACACUGCCCCCACAGGUCAGGGACGCCCUGCUGUCUGAGGCUCCGUCGCGGCCCUCAUCUGAAUGCUUUCCCCGUUUUCCAUCCACGCAGUGGAGCUUUCACUCCGCUCUGGAGUCUCGAAUAUAGACGUCUGCUGCAAGACAAACUGACUUUGGGGACUCUUAUGGUACAUUCACACCAGAAGCAGAUGAAACACAAAGCACAACUGAUUUACAUGUAAAGUCAAUGCAAAGAUCUGAUCAGACAUCCUGUGGUACGAAUUGAGAGUUGUGGGCAUUUGACGCUUGAAUCGCUCAAGUUGGAAAAUCUGAACUUUAGCCAACAUUUGCGCCAUGUUAACCAAUCAGUAGCUUGCUCUAGUAGGGGCGUGAUUAUGACGUAGCACCUGUAGUUGGUGUCAUGAGAGUAAAUCCUCCUGCCAACAAUAGUUUCUGGAGUUGUUGAUGAACUCAAAGAACUGGGUGCACCUCUGAGAGGAUCUAGUGGACUCAGACACAGCGGCAAACAAAUCUACACUAUUUUCCAGCCUUCCUAACGCCCCAUUCAAGAGGUGUCAGCGUCAACGCUUCCCAUUCGCUUUAAAUGGGUGACAUCAGGCAUUGCCGAACUGCAUUGUAGAUCCGUCUGCGCCACUUUAGUGGCGUUGCUUGUUGCAGAAGUUGGGACUUUCUCAACUUUUCAAGCGCCAAUGGAAGCAUCAGCCAAUCAGAUUGCUGUAUGCAAAUACACCAGCUCAGACAGUGGCCUAUUGCUGACUAAUUUCACACGCUGCCCCCACAGGUCAGGGACAUCCUGCUGUCUGAGGCUCCGUAGCGGCCAGCUUCUGAAUGCUUUUCUUGCUUCCCGUCCGUGCAGUGGAGCUUACACUCCGCUCUGGAGUUUCGGAUAUAGCACUUCUGCUGUAAAACAAACUGACUUUGGGGGUUGCUAUGGUAUGCUCAAACCCCCCUACCCCAACCCCCCACCCCCUCACAGCAGAGGGUCGUACUUAAUAUAGAAUUUUUAUUGUUUAUAAAUAUUUGGUAAUAAUGGUCUAUUGAACUAAAUAUGAAUAUGUCCUUUAUGGCAUUUAUUAAUCACGAUUCACAAUUUACUAAUGCAAUAUUAAAACGUGUGCUUGUUAACAUCCGUUAAUGCAAUUUUGAGUUUACCAGAAUUAAAAGUGAAUGAC
Molecule: messenger RNA, 3848 nt
Organism: Danio rerio (zebrafish)
Lineage: Eukaryota; Metazoa; Chordata; Actinopteri; Cypriniformes; Danionidae
Source: RefSeq, a predicted model, not a curated record